Entamoeba invadens IP1 is the source of this 1467-nucleotide messenger RNA. RefSeq lists its product as hypothetical. Bases 1 to 1467 code for a protein of 488 amino acids. The record is from RefSeq and is a predicted model, not a curated record. The transcript has 2 exons. Lineage: Eukaryota; Evosea; Mastigamoebida; Endamoebidae.
AUGACUGACGCAGUGGAACUGACGCCGACUGCAUACCCGAUAGGGGAUAUCUCAGUUUCUGAUAAUGUGCAACCGCAGCUUACAGACCCCCAACAACUUGCUGAGGACUCGAAAAAGAAGAACAAGCCAUUAAGUGUUUUCACGACGAAUUUUGUGCUUCGCCAAAAUUUUGGGUUGGGAGUAUCGCUCUAUUUUGACUUUUUGUAUUACGUGAUGCUCUCUGAUUUAAUUAUAGGUGUUGGGAUGGUGUUUGUGUGGACGGUACAGAGUGAAUAUGCAUCAGUCACGACCAAUCCGAUGUCGAUAUUAUACAUCGAAGCGUAUGGUUCUGGUGCGUUCAAUUAUUACUUCUUUUUCAUCACUAACAUCCUCUUUUUCAUUGUGUGUUUAGGACAAGGGUUAUAUUACUACCUCUCCCGGCGAAAUAUCGUCAAGAGGGAAUACGAGAAGGAAAAGAUUUUAAUGGAAAUCGACAAGGACUUUGUCAACAUGAUAUCAAUGCCAUCGGAACGGGACAAAGAUGGGUCAAUGCUUCAGAAAGGGAAGUCGUCGUGGAUCAAUCGGAAGUCGUUUAAAGUCCUUUCAUAUGUGAUCUUCAUGCUCUUCACCUUAUUCUUUUGUGGCGUUCUUGUCGUCGUUAUUUACUUCAAACCCGAACAAGACAAAAUUCAAAAGUUCGUCGACGAUCAAUUACAAAAGAUCAACGUCCCACUGUUCUCGUUUUAUGAUAUUUUAGUGUCUGUGCUACUCUACAUAUUCUAUCAAAUACUUCGCGUCAUCGCAAAGUUGGUCUCAAUGAUCGAAAAACAUAGAAAAUAUAUCGGUUACGUCACCGGAAGAACCAUCAAAUAUUUCAUCGGUAAAAUUUUCUUGGUCAUGUCAAUUUAUAUCACAAAUCGAUUAACUAACUUCGAUAAAGGAUGUCCACUCGCGUCCGCUGGAUCAACAUUCUUCACCGUCGUCUUGACCGAUUUGGUCCUCACAAAUUUCUUCGGCUUGUUAAUGCCAUUCAUACAGCACAAGUUCCCCGUGUUGAAAAAACUCCAAAUAAAACUCGCGAAGUGCUUGUUGCCUUGUUGGAAACAGAACUUCGAUGAGACUGAUAUUGAGGCACAAUUUGAAAUUGAAAGUGAGUAUUUUGAAAUCUACUUCAGACAGUUUAAUGUCUUAGUUGGUUCUACGACUUCACCCAUUUUGAUGUUAAUUGGUGCGUUAUCGUUUGCUAUUGAAUAUGCAUGUGACAAAGUCAAACUUGUGAAGUUCUGUUACAAGUCGAAGAAGACCCCGGGGAUGAUGAUCCGAUUCAACCAGUGGUUUUUGACAUUCACGUUCAUUCUCUCCUUCAUAUUGUGGCCGUACGGCGGAUUUUGGAUCGUAUCUGGAGAUUUGUUCGGCCUUCUCAAUAAAAAUUAUUGUGACUGCAAUCUGUUUAGAAGUCGAAAUGACUUCUUAUUGAUGCAGUGCUAA